UCAAGCAAACUAGAUGACGCUGGGUGGGUGCCUUGCAUUUUUAGGAUUGUCCUGAGAUUCAAGAGUUUGUUGUGCUGGGCAGCUUCAUGUUUUUGGAUAUAAUAGCAGCACUUGAAUGUCUCACAACAUUGAGGACCCAUUCCUAUACAUGAAUGCAAGUGUUCUGAACUGGGGCAGUGUUGAUCCCUGCCAGAGGGGGGAUGCCUGGUGCGAUGCAAUGAGGAGCAGUCGGAUGAGGUCCUGUAGAGGUUCUCGAGUGCGGGGCCAUGUACAGUGCUGGAAGUAUGAUUAAGGAUAACAAGGAAACUAUUCCGCUUAUGGGCAAGAAACCAAAUCCACCUGGUACACCUCCUACACAUCACCAGGACAAAAAGGCAACUGAAAGCACUCUCCCAAAGAAAAGCAGCUCGCACUUUUUCCUCGAGCUUGAUGGCUUUGACAGCAAUUCUACUCCAAGUCACGCAUCUCCUCCUGUGUUUUCAAAACCCAUGGAUUCAAAUAUCCGCCCUUGUGCAUCUGGAAAUGGGGAAGAUAUAGAUUCCCCACAAUCUCUUCAGGAUGAUAUUACAAACACAGACAGCUGUUGUACUAACCUGCCGCAUGGAGCUCAACAGAACAAUGUCCGGAAAAAGCUGAAGAAGUAUUUGUUCAGGGCAGUAUCUGAGGGGAAUAUAGAAGAAUUAUGUCAUCUCCUCAUAGAAAUAAAGGAAAGGUCAAAUGCAUGUAGAAACAUGACUGUGCCAGAAUAUCUGAUGAAAAAAUUAACUGCUUCUGAUACUGGGAAAACCUGUCUGAUGAAGGCCUUGUUGAACAUCAACCGGAACACAAAUGAAAUUGUGAAUAUACUGCUCUCCUUUGCAGAAGAAAAUAGUAUUUUGGAAAUAUUUAUUAAUGCUGCAUACACAGACGAAGCCUACAAAGGCCAGGCUGCUCUAAAUAUUGCCAUUGAAAGAAGACAAUAUGAUAUUGCCAAGACCCUCAUAGAAAAAGGAGCAGAUGUCAAUGCCCAUGCAGAGGGUGUGUUCUUUAAUCCCAAAUACAAGCAUGAAGGCUUUUACUUUGGUGAAACUCCACUGGCAUUAGCUGCAUGCACCAAUCAGCCAGAUAUUGUUCAACUGCUAAUGGCCAAUAGCAGGACUGAUAUUACCUCACAAGAUUCCCGAGGAAACAAUAUAUUGCACGCAUUAGUUACAGUGGCAGAGGACUUUAAAACCCAAAAUGACUUUGUAAUCAAAAUGUAUGACAUGAUUUUACUGAAAAGUAAAGCUAGAAUGCUGGAGACCAUGAAGAAUAAAGACGGUUUGACACCACUACAGCUAGCUGCAAAAACUGGGAAAGUGGAGAUUCUCAAAUACAUUCUUAGUAGAGAAAUAAAAGACAAGCCAAACAGAAGCCUUUCCAGAAAAUUCACAGAUUGGGCUUAUGGACCUGUUCAAUCUUCUCUUUAUGACCUGACAGAACUAGAUACCACCGUGGACAACUCAUUACUGGAGAUUAUUGUUUAUAACACAAAUAUUGGUAACCGCCAUGACAUGUUGACCUUGGAGCCCCUGAAUUCACUACUGCGAAUGAAAUGGAAAAAGUUUGCAAGACACAUGUUCUUUAUUUCAUGUUGCUUUUAUUUCAUAUACAACGUAACAUUAACACUUGUCUCCUACCACAAGCCCCAUGGAGAGGAGGAUCCACCUUAUCCAUUAAUUCUGACACGUAACAUGGGAUGGCUACAUCUGAUGGGACAACUGUUUGUUAUGCUAGGGGCAUUAGGUUUAGCUGUAAGAGAGAGUGUCGCAAUCUUUCUGCUGAGACCCUCAGACCUUCAAUCAAUUCUAUCAGAUGCAUGGUUCCACUUUGCAUUUUUUAUACAAGCUGUGCUUGUGAUCUUCUCUGUCUUCCUCUACUACUUUUCCUACAAAGAACACCUUGUGUGCCUUGUUUUGGCUAUGGCAUUAGGAUGGGCCAACAUGCUGUAUUUCACCAGGGGGUUGCAAUCCAUGGGGAUAUAUAGUGUCAUGAUCCAAAAGGUCAUCCUACAUGAUGUGAUAAAGUUUUUAGUUGCAUACAUCAUAUUUUUGCUGGGAUUUGGUGUAGCUCUUGCUGCAUUGGUUGAUCCUUGCCCCAAAAACACUGAAUGCCAUUCCUACAGCAGUCUGGGCAAAGUUCUCAUGGAGCUUUUUAAGCUCACCAUAGGACUUGGAGAUCUGGAGAUCCAGCAGAAUUCAAAAUAUCCUCUGCUCUUCCUUCUUAUUCUCAUAACUUAUGUAAUACUGACUUUUAUUCUCCUUCUGAACAUGCUGAUCGCAUUAAUGGGAGAAACUGUGGAAAAUAUUUCUAAAGAGAGUGAGCACAUUUGGAAACUCCAGAGAGCCAGGACCAUUUUGGAAUUUGAAAAAAUUCUACCAAAAUACCUGAGGAAAAAGUUCAAGUUGGGAGAGCUGUGUAAAGUAGCAGAAAAUGACACUAGAUUAUGCUUAAGGAUUAAUGAAGUGAAAUGGACCGAAUGGAAAACGCAUGUUUCAUUUAUUAAUGAAGAUCCAGGGGCAACAGAUUACAACAGAAUUCAAGAUAAUUCAAGAAGUAAUAGCAAAAACACCCUGAACACAUUUGAUGAAAUGGACGAUUUGCGAGAAACCACUGUUUAGUUGCGCAGUACUUCAUCUUUAGACCCUUAAAAAAAGGACCCGCAAAGAUACUGGAAUCCUAAUGUGUUUGUACGUCAGGCAGCUACAAGCAGGCGGAGCAGCUUUCAUGGACUGACAGUCCAGUGACUGCAGUCCACAUAAUCAUAAAAUAUCAGCGCAAGGAAUAAGGACUGUUCUGUCUUGGCUCAGUUGGAGCCCCUUGAACAAAACCACUUGUGUCAGACUUGUGUGAGAAUAUUCAAAGAUGGUUCUUGAUUUUUUUUUUGUAUCGGUUAAAAAAUAAUCAAACAAAGGUGGUAUACAAUAUUUGUACCUUUUGGAGAUGUUAUUCAGAUCUCUUUUGAGGCCUGACAUUCUAGCAUCUCUUCUAGUAUCUCUAAUCCAUGAGAAACCAUUUUUAUACUGAAAAUGAUGAAGUUUUUGGAAUGUGAAAUAAGACAUUUCAGCUUUGAAAUAAAACCACUCUAUGAAGUAUGUCAUUUUGAAAGUUCUGGAUACAAUUGGUGCUUGCAUGGAGGUUGUCAGUGUUAUCAUUAUAGGACUGACUGAUCUUGCAAGUAGGGGUGGGGGUGGGAAGUGACAGAACCUCAAGGGAAAAGUCUUGCAAGAUCUGUCUCUUUGUCUAUAAUGCCCAGGGUGAAUAUACAUGUCUGUUUCUUUUUCCUUAUUUGUACUGUAUAAAAUCCCUUUCAUAAAAGUAAAGGUCAGGAAAAUUAAUUCAUUUCAAGGGGGUUAUUGCUUGGGUUGGUAUAAAUCACUAGGAGUUUGGCCUUUCGCUAUCACCACUGAAAAAUCCAGUGCGUGUUUGUCUUAUUGUUUAAACAACGUACUUGUUACCACAUCUGGAGUUUUCUUGGGUUUUAACUUAACUCCUAAGCUCAUCUACAAGUACAAAUAAAUAUUUGUCCACAAAGAAAUUUUUAAUAAAAGUAUUUGUAGUGUAAUUCCAGACCUUUUAAGCUCCUUUCUGCAUUCAAAACACUAUGUUGCACUUUUUGUAGCACUUUCUAGUUGACCGGUUAUCAAAACUUAUAACUAUGAAUGGUGUUGUUUACAUGUGUAUAUAUUAAAUGCCAUAUUUUUAUUUUAAGCAUGUUGAAAAUUUGCUAAUAUUUCUGUACAACGUGCUUGAAUCUUCAUGGCUUCGAUAAAAUAGUUUGUUUGUUGAGUUAUUUUAAAGAUAAAAAGAGGCACUCAGAAAAGAUGAAAAUCCCGAUAUGUGUUUUGUGUAGUAAUAAGAGCUGGAUUAGAUCCUUAGAACUGCCUAGCCAGACCAUUCAGCACCAGUAUCUUUGAGUCACAAGAUGACCAUGACCAGGUUGAUGAUGAAUAAUAAGCACAGUAGAUCAGAUUCUGUUCUUUUUUAUAUAAUAUUUAUUUAAAGUUAAAGACAAAACAUGAUAAUUUAAUAAAUAUUUAAUUUUCUCUGUCA
This is a messenger RNA of Alligator mississippiensis (American alligator), 4071 nucleotides long. RefSeq names its product transient receptor potential cation channel subfamily V member 3 (gene TRPV3). Gene Ontology annotation, molecular function: protein binding; calcium channel activity. NCBI's taxonomy places the organism in Eukaryota, Metazoa, Chordata, Crocodylia, Alligatoridae. Gene Ontology annotation, biological process: calcium ion import across plasma membrane. Bases 267 to 2639 code for a protein of 790 amino acids. The transcript is spliced from 19 exons. The record is from RefSeq and is a predicted model, not a curated record. Gene Ontology annotation, cellular component: membrane.